Messenger RNA from Puntigrus tetrazona (Sumatra barb), 1150 nucleotides. It is a transcript of the gene lto1, whose product is annotated as LTO1 maturation factor of ABCE1. The transcript has 5 exons. Lineage: Eukaryota; Metazoa; Chordata; Actinopteri; Cypriniformes; Cyprinidae. The record is from RefSeq and is a predicted model, not a curated record. The coding region runs from base 133 to 558 and encodes 141 amino acids.
CCAGUGGUUCAGGGCGUCAUGGAAACAUCAGGCCGAUUCAACGAAGCCGAAGAAGAGCGAUUGCGGAAGUGAGUACCCAUCAGUGAAGAUCUCGGGAUUCAGGAUUCAAAACCAAAUCGUUUUUGGCGUAAAAUGGCUUUCGUGUCCAACAGUGAUGAUUUAUUUGACUCCAUCAUCAUGGCCGACGACAGGUUUCAUGAUGAAGGGUAUCAGGAAGGCUUCGAGGAGGGGAUUCGUCAGGGAACCAUCGAGGGCAGAAACCACGGGCUGCUACACGGAGCCAAACUCGGUGCAGAGGUUUCUUUUUAUCAUGGAUUUGCCCUUGCAUGGAAAUGUCUCCUCCAAAACAGUAGCGAUGUGAAAGCAAGCAAGAGGCUGAAAGCUAUGGAAUCUUUGAUUAGACUGAUCCAGAACUUUCCAUAUGAGGAUCCUCAGUAUGAGAAACUUCAAGAGGACAUGGAAAGAGUGCGUGCUAAGUUCAGACAGGUGUGCUCUUUACUGAACGUUGCAACAGACUUUAAAGAAUAUGUGAGUGGAUCUACGGGAAUGUCCUUCUAAGAUGACAGGAGCCUUUCAGCAGCCUUCGGCAAACUCCGAGCGCCUUGAGGCCUCCGUGGCGCUCUUCUGCAGACAGACAGUCCCGAUGAGGGGGUUUGUGUUGCUCCCGCGCCGUGUAGACACUCUCGGCGAAUUCUGGAGCAGCUCUUUAAACCGAAUUCUGGAAAACACUGAUUGAAAGAGUUUGAGUGGUGUUUGGGAGGGGGGUUUAAAGUGAGAUCAACAGGGGCGAAAUAGCAAUGGUAGCGAUAUGAGUUAAGACAAGCCAAAGGCACGUAUACCGUCUCCAAACGUGUUAAGGAGACCCUUUUAACCCUUCUGUGUGUGGCUUUCCGCAAAGAUGACCGUAAACACCAUCUUGUGGUGAAACUUGGAGAAAGGCUCUUGCCAUUAAGUGGCACCGCCUGCUGGUAAACCGCAGGUAUCGCAAGAUUGUUAUUUGUGAAAUCAUCAGUAUUAAACUAGAUACAAGCAGCAGUUUUGAAAUAAAGGUUUGUACAUAUUACAGUUUUUAAUUCUUAAUAUGCUUUAUUGGUAACUCCAUGUCUACAAUAAGAGAAGUUGCAGAAUAAAAUAAGAUGAUGUGCAGUUA